UCCACUCUACUCCAAAGUCAGAGAUACAGAAGAUGAAGUUCCUGUGGUUGCUGAUUGCCGUCGUGGCCCUCGUGGCUGCUGACGAUAGCGGCUCCCCUUCCCGCACUGACGACGACGACCACGACGACGAUAACGCUGCUGGGGGCGUCGAGGGUCGUACCGGAGCAGGAAGAAAGCAGGGAUCAAACAGAUUCUUCGAUGGUGGCUUUGGCGGUGGUAUUGGCGGAGGAUUUGGAGGAGGAUUUGGAGUACAGGGAGGAUUUGGAGGAGGAUUAGGAGGACUGGGAGGAAUAGGUGCUGGUUUGGGUGCUCUUGGUGGGCUUGGUGGCAUUGGGGGUAUCGGCGGUAUUGGUGGUAUUGGCGGUCUCGGUGCUGUCAGGCCCCCAAGUGACUGCCGUUACUGGUGCAGGACGCCCCAGGGUCAGGCCUACUGCUGCGAGAGCGCCCACGAACCCCAGAGCUUUGCUGGAGUAGUCAAACCAGGAUUCUGCCCUCCCGUCCGCCCCCUCUGUCCACCCGUCAGGAACUUCCUCCCACCAGCACCCUGCUCCAACGAUGGCGCCUGCGGUGGUGUUGACAAGUGCUGCUUCGACACCUGUCUGCAGCAGCACGUGUGCAAGCCCCCUCUAGGCUUCGGACGUCGCUAAGACGCCUUUCACUCCAAAGCUUCCUCUGUAAAAAUAUCCCCACUCCCCUUGUAAAAACGUUUCUUUGUAAUUAAUGUACAGUGCCUGAAUAAGUAUAUGAUAUCUCAUUCUCUAAAUAAAAUCUUUGAUAAUACACUA
Molecule: messenger RNA, 785 nt
Organism: Macrobrachium nipponense
Lineage: Eukaryota; Metazoa; Arthropoda; Malacostraca; Decapoda; Palaemonidae
Exons: 2
Coding region: 33-647 (204 amino acids)
Cellular component (GO): extracellular region
Molecular function (GO): peptidase inhibitor activity
Source: RefSeq, a predicted model, not a curated record